CAUUCGGAUUUACGCGGAUUCAGUUGUGGUGUUCGUGAGUUGAAAAAAAUAUUUUAGUGGAGAAUUGGAAAAAUUCUUGUGGCCAAUUGAGAAAAAAUAAAAGAAUCCGACACACAUAUAUCAUCUCGUACAUAUACACAUAUAUAAGUGAACCUACCAAAUGUAGUGGAAUAGAAGAAAAAUCAGAUUUCUUUUCGAAACGGAGAAAAUGUUUAAUGUUUUCUAAACAGCAGCGACAAAAGCAAUAAUUGUUGGUUUUUGUAAAAAGUCUUUAAUAGUAAACAUAGUUUUAAGUGUGAGAGUCAGAAAAAAGUGAGUGCGUGUGUGUAGCGACAGCAGAAGAAAAUUGAAUUAAAUUUAAACGCAAUUCAACAUUUUUUCUACACUAGCGAAGAAGAAAAAAAGAGGAGUGUGUGUACCGUGAAGAAGCACUGCAGAGUCGUCCGUCAUUCCGUGGAAAUUCAUGAAGUCAAAAACCUUUUGAAAUCAAAAAGCAAAAGUCCAGCGCAGAGACGGAAGACAUGAUAUAAAAAAUAUAAAUACAUGUUUUUACAAAAAUAAAAGUCAUUACAAAUAACAAAUAAAAAGCCAACACAUGAUUUCAUAUAAAAUACCAAAGAAGAAUUUUUUGAAAAUUGUAAAACCAAACUCAAGGAAUUGAAAAACAGGCGAAUUAAAUUCAAAAAAACAAUAAAAACACAAGCAACAUUGUAAGAGGCCUUUUAAACGGACACAUAACAAAACAAAAAAACAGGACGGCGCAACUCAACUCAGAAACUGCUGAAAGUGAACAUAAAUGGUUUCUACUUUCAUAGGACUUUUGGAUAUACAAUCAUGGUGGGAGAUACCGUGCAUUUCACAUUUUUGUUCAUUGUUUAGUUCAGCGUUUGAUUUACCAGAUAUUGAUAUUGAGGAUUUAGAAUCCGCCUUAUUAUCCGAUGGUACUACCACAGAUGAUGAACAUCACAUUGCUCUAGUGCCUGAAUUAAUUGUACGCCUACUAAAGGGUUGCGAUGCCUUACGUUCGGUAGCAAAAGAAAUAACCCAUAGUAAUUAUCAAAUGUUCUUGCGGCGUUUCCUGCGCCAACAGUGUCGUCUUCACAAUACCGAAAACCAUUUUGAUACCGAUAUUGAUUUUCAAUCGUUACCCGUACGUAAACGUCUGCUGAUUUUAUAUGAUCUAUGUCAUUUUCGUUUGGACAGCGUCGAUGUCCAGGUCAUCUUAAAUAAUCUCGAAUCGGAUAGUCUUCGUGUCGAACCGUUGGGUUAUGAUUCCAAAAAUUCGGGCUACUGGUAUUUUUAUGGUACCCGAUUGUAUCGCGAAGAUAAGCCAGCUGGUGCAAGUAGUUUAAAAUCGAACUCCGUGUGGCAGGUGAUCUGUUUCACCGAAGAAGAUUGGCAAAAUCUAGCGGCAAAAUUUAAGGCCUCCACAAAUGCCAAAGAAAAGGAAUUAUAUCAAAUAUUAGAUGAGAAUUUUUUGCCCAAAUUGCCGCAAUUGUUUAAGGAGCGUGAACGCUUGAGGCGAAGGAAAUUACUGCAAGUUCGCAACUCAAGUCGCAUACGCAAUUUGGCAGAGCUAAAAGAACGGCAAGAAAAGGAACGUCAAGAAAAAGAACGCAAACAAAAAGAACGUCAACGUUUACAAUUUGAACAGCCGCCACCGAAAAAUUCACAACUUAGAGCUCGCAGAUGCUCACAAUCAACCUCAACAGCCAGUGGGAUUUCAACCUAUGCCAGUUCGCUGCGUCGUACAAUCACCACAAAUUCGAGUGAUUUUUUAGGACAUCGAGAAACGUUCUGUCUAACACCCGAAGACGAGGACGACGAAGACGACGAGGCCGGUGAAAUUGAUCGUUAUUACGACGAAGAUGAUGAUGGCGAUGAACAAUAUCAACAACAUCAGCAGCAACAACAGCAACAAAAACAAUUAGAAUAUCAUCAUCAGGCCAACACCGGAGAAGAUUUUAUCCAAGAAAAAAGUCAGCACAAAGUUGUAGACUACACAACAACUCUUACCGAUGAACACUUGAAUCUAUUGAAGAAUAUCAAAUUAGAACCCAACGAAGAGGAGGAGGAGGAGGAACAAGAGCAACAAGCACUAGCAGCAAGAGCAGAAGAAGAAGAACAACAACAAAUUGAAUUACCAACAGAAAAAUCGGAAAUUUUAUUGCCCGAAGAACAAGGGGGCGAAGAUCAAGCCGAAGAGGAGGAAGCAGAACAUCACAGUCAAAUAAAUUACUCGAAACAUUUGGCCACACAUAACGUUAAUCAAAAUAUCGAUGAACACAACAACACAGAGGAACAAGAACAACAACAGCAACUGCAGCAAGAGGAAGAAGAGGAACAACAACACAGUAAAUUAAAUAAAAAAUCACAUCAUCACCACCAGCGUCAUCAUCAUCAUCACCACCAUCACAAAAAGAAAAAAUCUCAAAAGAAACAGAAAAAGAAAUCCAAAGAACAUCGCAGAAAACAAAAACACAGCAAUAGGACAAACGAAACAACCUCAACUGAUCAUCAGCAACAACAACAGCAACACCGUAAUCAGCCAUUGCAAGAGGAGGUGGUGGUGAUUGCUGCUGAUGUCAAAAAGGAUACUCCGCAUCCACCACAAAUUUCCGCCACACAACUACAUUUGUUAUCCGAAAAACUAGCCAAACACAAUAAUCACCACUCAACAGCAGCGGGGUCGGGGGCAACUUCUCUUACGCCAUAUCAUCGCAAUCAUAUCGAUGAAGAAGAGCCAGUAUUAAGUCCUGAAGAUAAGGAGAAUUUUUGUCGUGCCCUUGGUGUUGUGCCCACAGAAAGUCUACAUUUAUUUUUACCACAAAAUCACAGUAGCCACAAUCAUCAGAACGACACAACCGGCACUGGAACGGCAACAACACACAACCAUCAUCACGAAUCGUUGGCCAGUGUGGCCGUAGUUACAGCGACGAUCAACAAAAAGGAGAAGGGCAAAAAGACCAAUCUACCCAGUGCUGUGCAACAGGAUAUGGCACCAGCUACAAAUAUGAAAUUACCGGGACGUCAAACAAACAACUCACUUUCCUCACUAACCGGCAAUAUAUUCAUACCACCCGCCCUGCAAGAUUCGUCUUCAGCCGGUGGUGGUACUUCUUCCCACAAUUCCACAAAUUCUUCAACUAAAACAAAUAAAAAUUCCACCAUGGCCAAUAGGAAACAAAAAUCCACAGACUCUUCCUCGACCAGCAACAACAACAGCACCACAACAAAAUCGGCGGGAGGACGUAAAUCAAAAUCAAAUACCAAAGCAAAUAGCGAUGCUACUGCGGCCGCGGUCUCAACGCCAGCCUCCAAAGAUGACCGAGAAGAGUCCAGCAAUAGCAUUACAACAAAUUCCAAGACCACCAACAUUUCAUCACAGAGUUCCGAAAAAAGUGCCGAUGACAAGAGCCAGAACCACAAGGGCCACAAAAGCCAACAACAACAUCAGGACCAGUUGUCAACCUGUUCCUCCAAGAUCGCUAGUAAUGACAAUAAUAAUCAGCCUUGCAGUAGAGCAUCCAGGUCGAGCACAGCCAUGGCUACUACUUCUCCAGAUAUGGCCACCAUACCGCCAACUAAACGUUAUUUGAAACAUCAGACACAUAACAUUCACAAUACUACUACUUCUUCCUCUACAACCAACACUACCUCUUCCUCUUGUUUGUCCACCUCUUCUAUAGCCAACACCACCAAUCCUAGUGAUAAUAAUUCUCAUUUAACUACUUCCACUAGUAAUAAUACUGUUACUAAUACUAAUGCACAAUUUCCCAAUCAUCAACAUCAUCAUAACCAUCAUCAUCAUCACAACCACAACAAUAAUAAUCAUUCCCUACUCCAACAUGAUUCCACUUAUGUACAUAAAAAAUCCUCAACAUCCUAUCACAAAUAUCAAUCACAAAAACAUCAACACCAACACCAUUAUCAUCAUUCUCAUCAUCACCAUCAACAUAAUAAUAAUCAUCAUCACCACCAUCAUCAUCAUCAACAACAAUCAACCAAAUCUCUAUACUCCACCACAACAACAACCUCCACAACCACCACCACCAACAACUACAACAAUUAUUGUACGAACAAAAAUUCCAUCACAACAAAUGUUCUUAGCUUUACCGAAAUGGAGGAGGUCCUACAAAUUGGCAUGCACAAAGUACUGGUCUAUGUGAAAAAUCAUCGUGAUGCUUGGCCCUUUAUGGAUCCGGUGGAAGAAGAUAUUGCCCCCAGAUAUUAUUCCAUAAUCAGAAGGCCCAUGGAUCUCUUGAAGAUGGAAGACAAACUGGAUAAUGGAGAAUAUCAAAAAUUCAGUGAUUUUCGCAAUGAUUUUAAAUUAAUUGUAAAUAAUUGUCGGCUAUAUAAUGGCAAUGAUAAUGAAUAUACCGAAAUGGUAAAUAAACUCCAAGAGGCCUUCGACAAAGCCACCAAAAAAUAUUUCGAUCAUCUCUCCGAUGAUGAUGAGGAUGAUCCAAAUCUAAGCUAUCCGGCGGCUGAUUCCAAAAUGAAUGUUUUUCGUGAAAAAUAUUUCAAUAAAAAGGCCAAAGAUAAGGAAAAUCAAGAUACCACAACAACAGCGACCAGUGGCAGUAGCAGCGGCGGUGGUGGCAAAAAGUCGGGACAUAAAUCUCAGGAACGCAGAAGUGGUAAACACGGCAAAAAAUCAAAUGUCAAUGAUGAGGACAAUGAUGACGACGAAACCGUCACAAGGGAGGAGACGGUUUUAAAAGAUGAAAGCGAUCGUGGCGAGGAUCUUGAGGCCGAAAACGGAGAACACAAAACAUCAAAACGCAAAAAGAAAGAUAAAGACAAAAAACGUAAACGAAAAUCAAAAUCAAAUAAAAAAGGCGAUAAAUCAAUACAAAGCGGUGACGAAGAAGACGAAGAUAUGGAUGUGGAUGAAGAGAAUGCCGCCGAUGAGGACUUAGAGGAGAGUAGAAACUCGUCAAAGAAAUCGAAAAGUUCAAAAGAUUCCUCGAAAAGAGAUAAGAAAUCGAAAAAAUCCAAAUUGGGCAAAUCGAAGAAGUCUUCAAAGAAAAAGGGCGGCGGCAGCACCCGACAAAAGGAAGAUGAAUAUGAUUUCUCGGAAGAGGAAAAUAUGCUGGAAAUGGAAUCCGAGGAGGAGCCUGACAAUGAAGACGAGGAUGAAAGUUUUGAGGUAAAGUCAAGCAGCAAACAACGGGCCAAGAACAAGACAAAGGAAACAAAGUCAGCCGGCGGCAACAAAUCAAAUCAAAAGAAAAAGAAUUCAGGGAAAAAGAAAGACAAAAAACCCAAAACAAAAACGAAAGGCCGGGGAAAGAAUUCUUCUAAAAUGUCCGAAUCCGAUGAGGACGAGGAGUCAUCGUCUGACGAUGAAGACAGAAUACAAGACGAGGUCGAAGAAGAACCUCCGCCGCCACCACCCACACCCAAGGCUGUCAACAAACGCAAAUCCUCAAUACCCUCAAACAAAGAUCUUCCUCCACCUGCCGUGGCAGCUUUAGAAGCUUCAGCCUCUGAAUUGGAAGAAGAAAUCCACGAUGAUGACGAUUCGCGCAGCAUGUCACCAUUUAAAGUUGAUCUACACAAAAAAUACUCAAAAAGUGCCCUUAACGAUGAUCUAUCCGAGCUGUUGACAACGGUCAAGAAAGUGCAAAGCACUACAGCAAAUGUGCCAACAGCAGCAGAUUCCGAUAGAGAAGAUUUCAAAUCCAUAACUAGUCAUAGUUCCGGAGAGGAAGAAGAAUCUCGAGAGCCUUCUCCGGAACCACCCAAAAGGAGGGGAGCAGCUGCAGCGGGUCGUAGGGGAGCAACUCGAAACAAUAAGACAAAAGAAAAUAAACGUAAACGCUCCAUAUCCUCCUCAUCAUCCACUUCGAAUGAUAAAAAGAAAAAGGAUCCAGAAAAAGAUGCGGCAGCAGCAGCUGCAGCGGCCGAGCAAGCGGAAUUGGAAAUGCUACUGCCUUUCUUGGAUAAAUAUGAACUUAUAAAAUAUCGUAGGAGUAGAGCUUUAGCUAAUCAACAGAAUGCUGCUGCGGAGGCAAAACCGACGGCCACCAAAUCGAGCAGUUCUCGUAAGAAAGACACCUCAGCGGCAAAGAAAGCUGAGGCUGAAAAGACUCCCGAUAAGCCAACGGAGACGACAAGGGGUCGGAAAUCUCGUGACGCAUCAAAGCGGGCCAAAAAGAAUUUGGAAAAAACUUUGAGCGUUGAAGAACCUCAAUCACAAGAGGUUUCACCUCCAGCUGCCAGUAAGCCAGAUGAGACAACUUCCAAAAAGGAUGCUGCCAACGAAAAGCAUAAAAAGACCCAGGAAUUGGUAACGAAGAAAGAUGAAGACGAAGAAAAGGUGGAAGAGGUAAUUGAGGAUGAUGCAACAACCCAGGUUGAAACAAAGGCAGUGGUGGAAGAUGAAAAUCUGGUCAUUGAGGAGGAAGUAAAACAGCCCAUCCCAACACCGGUAACAGAAGGCAAAGACAAAAAACCCUUGACCGCCGACAAGUUGCCACCUAAAAAGAAGGAUAAAUUGAAGGCCUUUGUAAGAGAGCCAACACCACCUCCUUUGGAACUGGAAGUGGCACAUGAAGCCCCAUUACAAGUCCCUGUGCCGGAGGUGGUGAUAGAACCCCCCAAGGUAGAGGAAUUAAAGAUAAUUGAGGAAAAACCCCAGCCACCACCUCCACCCAAGAAGGCAUUGCAAAAGAAAGCCUCCUCUGGCAAUAAUCAAGGUACAACAGGAAAGAGGGGAGCAUCCAAUAAGAAUUCUGCAAACAAAAACAAUUCAUUGAAUACAAAUACCUCUUCGGCCAAUAUGGAAGCAUUGGAUGUGGAAACAGAGCAAACCCUUAAAGACAUUAAUCGUUGGUUGGAACAUACUCCACGUUUUUCGGAAUUCUCCUCAGCCUCAAAUUCACCAUCCCGCUAUAUGAUGGAUGAUUUUGAUGCCACCAUAUCAGCCAAACUGGAAGAGCCAGCCGGUGCCAAGGAUGAUUUGAUGCCAGUCAAGCUGCAAGAGGCCUUUGAUGAACUUGUUGCCGAUAAUAACUCCUCAUCCGAUUCCAAUUUACCAAAGAAAGACAUACUCAAUGAGCUGUUGCCUUCAUCAACCGUGCUGCCCAGAGUUACAUCACCACCACAUUCAACCACUUCGGGACAUUCGGUGGGCAGUACCUCGGUGAAUGCCUCCUCAAACUCCUCGUCAAUUAAUGCUCCCUCAAUAGCUUCUUUGAAUUCGGUGGCUGCUGCCAACACUCCCCUGCUGAUACCACCACCCACAACAAUAGCGCCCUCCUUGACGACGGUGACAAUGCCCAAACCCAAGGAGCCUUCAACCACACAACUGCUCUUACACCCCCCACCACCGCCACACAUUAAAAAACAAAUGGCCAAGGAGGAUAAAAGGAAAUCGCUGAAAGAGAAAUUACAGGCCUCCUCAAAUACACGGAGGAAAGACAAUCUUCUCAGGACCAUAGAUCGUUUACAACCUGGCAAGGCCAAGGGUAAUCUCAUACAAAAUGUAAAUAAACCCGACGAACUGUUUGCAUUGGGUCCUGCUGGAGGUGGUCCCAUUAAGACCAAAGAAAUCAAGAAUGCUUUGAUUGUAGAGACUGCGGAUAAUGUACCCAAGCUGAGUUUGGGUUCGGUGAUAAAAACCGAUGACUUUUCCAUUGGGUCAACACCUUCUUUCAUUGACGAACUGGCCAGUAAGACGGUAAAUAAGGCGGCCCUAAGUCCGGCAUUGGGCUUGGGUGACAAGGACAAGGAAGAAAAAGAUGAGCAUGGCACCAACAGCCUUAAGGCAAAGGAAAACGUAUUGGAGGGUUUGUUGCCCUUCCCCAAAGUCACAUCGUCGUUGGCGGCCACAACAUUGGCCUCGGCUGGCGGUGACAAAGAUAAACUGGAGGAAGACGGGAAAUUGGGUGAUAAACCACGACCUUUUGAGGCCUUGUUGGUCGCCACGCAGGCCAAAACUUUAAGUUCAACUGCCAAUAAAAAGGCCACCGAUGUCAAUGCCAAUGCCACUGGUGACGCUAAGGCCGGCAAGGAGAAGCCAAAUUUGAGUGCCUGGUUUAAGGCAUUUGGGGCACCCAAGAAGACCAAGAAAUCCGAAGAAGAAGAAAAACAGACACAAGAUAACAAUGGUGAAAACAGCAAUGAAAAGGGUGCAGAUAAGGUAGCCGGAGCAUUGGGAACCUCGGCGCUGGGUCUGUCCACAAACCCAGCAAAUAAAAGUCCCACGGCCACAGCAGCGGCUACUCCUUUGAUUGGAGACACGUUUUCUCUGCCUUCGGCACCAAGGCAACGUAAGGGCAGUACCGGUAGUACAAUCUCCGAAAGAUCUAGCUUUAGUCAAGACCCCGACUCGCCACGUAUCACCAUUGAAGAUCGCUAUGGUGCCUAUAAUGCGGGCAGUUAUACAUCACCCAUCGGAGCAUCUCCCAUUGGCGCCUCACCCAUUAUGGUGUCACCCAAACCGGAUGAGAUAACAAAACCUGCCUCUCCCUACCCUCUGAAUGGUACAAUCAAGGUGAAUUUCUAUCAAGAUACCACAACAAAAAGCAGCCCCGACAAAAGCUGCAGUCCCCGGGAAAUGCCUUCACCAUAUCCACAGUAUUCUCAACAUAUUUAUUCAUCGGCUUCGUCGCCUAAUGUUUCGACGCCAGAAUUGAGUGGCACAUCUCCUUAUGGAGGGGCAAAUAGCUACAAUCCUUCUGGAUCGGAGGCCUCCAAAACACCGGUUUACUCCUCAACCUCACCAUUACCAAAUCUCUAUGAUCAGUACAAGCAGCCAAGGAGUCAAGAAUCGGACUACAACAGUUCAAUGAGUCCCAGUACACCAAAUCCCCAUUCACCUUAUCAGCAGCCUCAAAACUCACCAUAUGCCACACCGCAUACCACACCACAGCCUCAUCAAAGUCCCUAUCAUCCACCCAACUCCCCAUAUCAAGCGGCAGCGGUGGGGGCGGGUCCCCAACAAUCUCCUUAUGGUGCCACACAUACCCCAAAUACGGCCGGAAUUACUUCGACAAAUUUGGGUCAUAGUCCCGCGCAUACACCUCCAGUAGCCAGUGGAGGGUCAUCCAGUGUGCAUUCACCCUUAAACCAGCAACAACAUAGCCCUCUACCCAACAUAGAUUCACCGGCCUCUUCGGCCGCCACUCAGCCACCAACUCCCUUGGCCCAGUCUCCAGCUGAGCAAUCCCAGCAAAAUUCACCCUAUCAACAGCCUGUCAUGUCGCCUUAUCAACAGCAACCGCCUAGUGUGGGUAGCCAACAACAACAGGCAGUGGCACAGACCCCACCCCAACCGCCCACAUAUGGCGGUCAAUCAAGUUUGGGCACCACCGGAAGUCAUAAUUACCAUGUGGGAAGUGCGGGCCUAGGGGGUGGCUAUGGCAAUGACGUUACCACUACAAAUAAGGAUCAACAGCAGCAAAACACUAAUAUGUAUGCUCCCAAAAUGGAUAACACACCAUCUCCAGCUUCGGUUACAGCCUCGGUUGGGGGUUUGUCGUCGACUCAGUCGUCAUCGUCUGCCUCUUCCUUGAAUAUCAAUACAAAUGCCUAUGUGCCUCCACCAUCACAACAGCAACAACAGCAGCAAUCACAACAAUUACAACAACAUCAAUCUCCCCAUCUGCAGAAUCCAAAGGAGGAUUCCAGUUCCGCUAACUCCCAGUCCUCCACGACGGCGAGUAGUUUACAGAAUAUCUUUGGUGCGUCAAUGAUGAGGGGAACAAACAGUACGGAGGGUAAUAAUUUAACGGAUGUAAGCAAGACUUCAAGGACCAAUGAUUGGCGGGAUACCACAACCAAUGCCAAUAACAACAACAACAACAACAACAACAACAGUGGCCAACAACCCCAGCCGCAGCAGACGCAGUUGGGAAAUAACCAGAAUUCCCAGCAAUCAACUCAACAACAACAUGUCAAUCUCUUGUCUCAUUUGAAUGCACCACAACAGCAAUCCCAACAACAACAACCCCAGCAACAACAACAACAACACUCUUUAAUAUCCAACAAACCCAGCUAUCCCACCUAUGCCCAAUACCAGGCUGAGGCUGCCAGUAAAAUGUUGACAUCAUCCAACAGCACAACGGAUGAGACCCUUAAGGAUUCCCAAAAAUCAAAUCCAGCGGGUCUUAAUACAACCAAUCAAUAUGGUUUGAAUUCCAACAACAGUAACAACAACAACAAUGCAAGCAAUUCAAGUCUAACCUCACAAAAUUCAGGGGAUAUGGCAGCAUUUAUGCAGCAUAUGCAUCAACAGGUCCAGGCCCAUAAAAGUUCAUUGAAUACGACAGUGGGAAAUACACAACAGCAGCAGCAACAGCAACAACAACAAAUUGGACAACAACAAACACAUCAACAGCAACAACAUGGGCAACAAAUGCAGCAUAAUUCCCUUAAGCGCCCCGCAGAGAAUCUAAUGGAAAUGGAUUUCGUUGGAGCCACAGCUAGGAAACAACAAAAAUGUGAUGAUUCCAGCAACAACUCGGCAAGGGUGCAACAGACCAAUUCCUCUAAUACUCAAGCCACAAAUCUGCAGCAACAACAGCCACAACAACAAAGUACCCUGUCGGCCUUGUUGUCACAAACAAAUCCGAUGCAGCAGCAGCAGCAACAGACAACUUCUCAGCAGCAACAACAACAAAGCCAACAGGAUCCCCAGCAACAGCAGCUAUCCAAAUAUUCCCAAAUGUUCGACUCCUUCCUGGGCUCGAUGGCCUUUGGCAAGCAUUUUGGAAAUAUAGCUCCGGAAAAGGCCUUUGCCAUGUACAAUCAGGCAGCAUCGUUGGGCUUCCCCAAGGACUAUACCAAAGAUAAUCAACAAAGUGCUAGCUUGCAGCAGCAACAGCAACAACAAAAAUCUCAAAUGCAAUCGGAAGCAAAUAAGCAGCAGCAACAACAUUUGACGGCCAGCAGCAGUGGUAGUGGUGGUCAUUUAAUGCAUCAGCAGCAGCAACAACAAAAUGAUCACCAGCAGCAGCAGGCCCUGCAGCAACAGCAGCAAUCAAUGCAGCAGCAACAGAACAAGACAGCUUUGGAUAUCUUAAAGGCCAGUUUGAACUAUAGCGCAGUGCAAAGUACAAAUCCCAAUUCCAAUACAAGUUUAAUGCAACAACAACAACAGCUUGGACAACCGCAACAACAAAAGGCAAGCGAUAGUCUGCAACAGCCUUUAAAUAUGUCCAAUAAUGAUAAUAAUACAUAUAUGGCUCAUCAACAGCAGCAGCAACAGCAACAACAUCAGCAACAACAACAGCAACAACAUCAUGGCAUGCAACAACAACAUAGCCUAUAUGGGGCCCCUAAUAAACUAACCCAAAACACUCCUCAACAGCAACAACAUCAACUGAACUACAGCCAGCAACAACAGCACCAACAACAUUCUAACAGCAGUGAUAAAAAUUCCACCAGCUCCAGUUCUCUAUCCUCCACUGGUGCCACAAAUCAUGAUAGUAAUUCCACUUCGAAUUCUUCCACCUCCAAUAGCACCCUCUUAUCGGCCAUGACCUCGGCCAGUCAUCAUCUAUCCCAUUCACAUCAUUUGUCGGCCUACAACAAGCCCACACCUCCUCCACCACCCAGUCAGACAUACAACAAUCCUGCCUCUUCGUUGCUGCAUCCCCUCGGUGAUCCCACAGCUCUGAUGGGUUUGACGAGCUCAGCAGCGGCAGCUACAAAUUACUAUGACAAAACAAUGCCGCCGGCGGCUCAUACCUAUAGUUCAGCGGCUACGGCCAGUAAGGGUGUCUCCCAGCAUUAUUUGAAUUCAAUGCAACAGACAUCGGUGAGCAAUAACAGCAACAGUGGGUCGGGGGGAGGUUCUGCUGGAAGUGGUGCAAGUAUUUAUGGCAAUCCACAUCAAAUGCCCACGGCGGCCUCCUCAGCCACGAAUUAUUUGCAUAGUUUAACGGGGGCCAACAGUGCGGCACAGCAACAGCAGCAGCAGCAAGUGGAGCCACAAAAGCCUGCCCCAGCCAAGCGGGGACGUAAAAAGAAGGCCUCCACCAUUGCAGCAGAACAGGCGGCAGCCCAGGCAAAAUUGCAGCAACAGCAACAGGCUCAGGCUCAAGCCCAACAACAGCAGCAACAGUUGCAACAACAACAGCAUCAUCAAAGUCAACAGCAGCACCACCAAUCACAACAGCAACAACAACAUCAUCAAUCACAACAGCAGCAACAACAACAAAAUCUUUACAACAAUCCUGCCUCGCAAAAUCCCAAUACCUCCUCGGCGGCUGCAGUGGCGGCCGUUGCUGCAGCAGCUGCCGCAGUACCCACAGCUCACCAGCUGCAGGCCCUGCAAUCAUUUCAACUGUAUGCUGGCCUUAAAUCUACCGGGGUUGGAUCACCCCUCUCCACCUCAAAUUCUUCGCAAGCCACAAUUGGCUCAUCGCAAAAUUCCUCCUCUACAGCAGUGGCAGGAAAUCACCACAAUACCUCAAAUUCCUCUGUUUCAACCUCGACAACCUCUGCUCUGGAUGCUGCCCUUUCAUUGAAAACUGCUGCCGCCGGCAUGGUGCCCGGUAGUGCAUUUAAUUUUGGCCACACUGCGGCCAGCACCCUGGGUUUGUAUGGUGAUCAGACGGGAUCCAGUUAUCUUGAUCAAUUUCGAGAUGCCUCCAAUCCUUAUUACAUGGCUCCGGCACCGGCCCAUCGCAGCAGUAAUGCCGCAAAUGAUGCCAGCAAUGCCGUGAGUGCUGCCGCCGCCAGUGUCAUGGACAAAACACAAUCUGCCCUUAGUCCAGCGGCCGCAGCAGCAGCCGCCGCCAAUCCCUACAGUUUUCUGGCCCAUCCCUCGACACGGCCCGCCCCAUAUCCCUUUAUGAAUGCUGCCUCUCAACUGGAUGCCAACAGUCAAUUGUAUCAACAAUAUUUACGACGUGAUGACUAUCACACACGUAUGAUGUCGUUUUCGCCACUGCUCACCGCCCCAGCGGCGGCUGCUGCAGCCGGCUAUGGCCAACCACCACCCUCAGCCUAUAGGCCAUCAACGUUGGGCAUUCCCAAACCAUAUGAUGCUGCAAAUCCACGUUCAUGGUUCUAGCAGUGCGCCCAAAAUGGGCAAACAUCUACGGGUCUAGACAAUAAUGCCGGCACAACAACAGCAACGACGAUGACGACAACAACGGAUAAUAAUAACAGGGAUCAAAUGGCAAUGAUGAACAAUGUUACGGCUUCAGCAGCAGCCGGGGGGUCAUCAGGGAUUCUUGGUCAACAGCAGCAGCAACAACAACAAGUCGUACAUCAACUUCACUCAGACGCUGUGGCUGGCAAUAGUUUUGGAACAUAGAAGCUAUCGCCCUACAAAAAGUAGGUUUUGUUUUUGUUAACGCUGGUCGUGGGAAUUAAAACAUUUUUAAAGAUUUUCAAAAAAUUUCUUGGUAAUAAUUUUCAACUGAGUUUAUUUUCUGUCAUUUAACGGAGACUCUUGAGGAUAGGAGGAUUGGGCGAAUGUAAGGAUUUUCCCCUUGAAUUCCAAGGUUUUACGGCUGAAUACUUUUUUAGUGACGUGGUAAGGGCUAAGCUUAAGGAUAUGUAAAAGCUUUUCAACCCCAAGAGCAAGUGAAAAGGGUUGUGCCCAUCAAUGAGAUACAUAUCGGCAACUUCUAGAUUCUGUGAGAAUAAAACACGAAUAUCUAAUGUAAUGAGGUGGUGUAUUUUUCUUAUAUCGAUUUUGAGUUAUUAAAUCCUUGUAUCUUUUUGAGUCUGAUAGUCUAAUUACAUCUUCCACAAUUCUAAUGUCCUCUACCGAGAACUAUCAUUGACGUUUUGUAUGAACUGAAUUGCGAAUGUAAUAGUUUUCAACCUUGACUAGAUGGACGGAAAGAAUAAUCGUUUGUUUAAGGUCUUUUUUAAUGCAAUCCGGUUUGGGGACAUGGAAAAAACAUUUAAUAAAAAACCUUUGGCAGAGGACUCUCCAUAGAUUUCUUUAGAAGACCUUUAAUAUGUAGAACACUUUUCCAGUUCUUUUGUGUCUCAAAACCAUACAUGUCUUCUUUAGUUCAAAAUCCUUUUAUUUCGUGCAUCUUUUAUAGUUCUUCUAAAGACAGAAUUACUCAACACAAGACAUUCUGAAAAAAUAAAAUACUUUCUCUCAAAGUAUAUCGACUAUAACAAAAAAUGUAUUCCAAGGCAGUUUCAUACAUGAAGAGGUCUCUUAGUUGGAAUAUUUUUCCCAGGAUUUAUUAUAGAUGGAAAUAAUCCUAUCUACCAUAUUUUGAUUUGAUUAGUCUGUUUUUUAAAUCAAUUUAAUUUGAGGCCAUGAAAAAAACCUUUAAUAUUCGAGACAUCAAAAUGAUCUAACUAAAAAAUUAGUUGACAGAGGUCUCUUAUUUGGAGUAUUAUCCAUAGAUUUCGAAAGAACAACUUUAACAUAUAGAACACUUUUCCAGUUCUUUUGGGUCUCAAAACCCCUUCAAUAUGUCUUCUUUAGCUCAAAAUCCUUUUGUAAGCAUUUUAUGGAUCUUCUAUAAUAUAAUAUAAAUAGUUCUUCUACAGACAGAAUUGCUUCUUAUAGACACACAAGACAUUCUGAAAGAAUAAGACACCUUUUAAAAAAAUCUUAUUCAUACAUGAAAGAAGAUCUGGGGAAAUUUGAGAAAGAUGAAUUUUUAUAUCUCCCAUAUUUGAAGAAUCUACCCUAUAUAGAACCUUUCUAGGAUUAUUUAUAAAUUUCUCAGGAUUUAUUAUAAAUGGAAAUAAUCCUAUCUACUACAGAAUUUGUAAACCCCUUCUAUCUGUCUUCUUUGGCUGAAAUCGCCUUUCUACAUAUCUUUGUUAACAGAAAAUCCAUUUGCAAUUCUUCUACGGAUCUCUUAAAAGGCACAAGAACACUUUAAAGGCACAAAGCUUCUACAGGACGGUUUUGCAACGAAUAUAAACCCCUUCUACCUGUCUUCUCUGUUUGAAGUCCCCUUUCUACAUUUCUUCGUUAGCUGAAAAUCAAUCCAGCCAGGAUCUUUAAAAGACACGAACACUUUAAAGGCACAAAGCUUCUGCAGGUCUGUCUUGCAACAGCUUCUACAGUAUUUUUUAAAUGAAUCGACUUCUAAAUUUACUCUAGGGGUCUUCUAUACAUAUACUUUUUUUGUGUAUUAAGAUUGAUCUUCUGCAGGCCAUCAGCUUAUUCUCCACACAAAAAAUCUUCGUUGCUUAAAAUUAAGUAUUUUGAUCUAUCUUUGAGGAAAUUUAUGGGUGUUUUUUAUAUAUCCUUGAAAAGACCUUCCUCAUAAAAGCUUCAGCAUUAUUUUUUUUCUAUAUUGAAGGUCUUCAAGCAAAUCUUUGAGGCCUUUAUUUUUAAAUAUUUUUCUGUUUCCUCGAUAUAUAAAACCAUUUUUAUCGACAGGCCAUUUUGAUAAUUUCAGGGAUGAAAUAUGUCCUCAUAUAAUUGAUAACACACAAGGCUUAUACAAGAUCGAAACAUCCUCUGAAAAUUUUUUCUAAAUAAAUCGGCUUCUAAAUUUAUGCUCCAUAGAAGAAUAUCUACGUUUUAAUUCUUAGGUGGUGGGUAUUUAUUUAUUUAUCGUUGAGAAGACCAUCUUCAUUGCAGCUUUUACAUUUUACCCUUUUUUAAAGUUAAGAUCUCGAAGACAUUUGUAGAACCUUUUUGAGUAGGAGACACUAUAUAGUUCUUUGAUAAAUAGAAAAAUUUCAAUGGAUAAGUAGGGAGAUAACUUCGUAGUUAUACAGUUGAAUAAAUGCCAUGUUUUGGUCUUCUUUCAAUAGCUGGCUUUCCAAGGCGAGUGUUGUGUUCCCUAAAAGAACUUGGUGGAUUUUGUAGAUGUUCUAGAAAUACAAAUUUGAAAAGGUCUGUUUGGGUUCGAUGAUGUUAAAUACUAUCCGAUGUCGUAUUCACCUCAAGAUGUUUUGGGAUCCUAUAUGAUGAGAGACAUACAAAAUUAAAUGGCCACUCCAGAAGAAUCUAAUUAUUCGAGGAUAAGUUUUUGGAUUAAAUUUGUUCCUGGCGAUCGUUCCCUAAAAUAACUUGGUGGAUUUUGUCGAUGUUCCAGAAAUACAAAUUUGGAAAGACCUGUCUGUGUUCGAUGAUGUCAAAUACUAUCCGAUGUCGUAUUCACUUUUCAACGAUCACUCCAGAAACAUCUACUUAAUCGAGGACAAGUUUUUGGAUUAAAUUGGUUCCUGGCGAGUGUUCCCUAAAAGAACUUGGUGGAUUUUGUCGAUGUUCCAAAAAUACAAAUUUGAAAAGGUCUGUUUGGGUUCGGUGAUGUCCAAUACUAUGUCGUAUUCACCCCAAGAUGUUUUGGGUGGGACCCUAUUGACCCUUUAUCUACUAAUUCGAGGAUAAGUUUUUGUAUUAAAUUUGUUCCUGGCGAGCGAUGUGUUCCCUUAAAGAACUUUGUGGAUUUUGUCAAUGUUCAAUAAAUACAAAUUCGAAAGGGCUUAUUUAAGUGCGAUUUCGUAUUCACCACAAGAUGUUUUGGGACCCUUUAUGAGGAGAGACAUAAAAAUUAAAUCAUUUAUUUAUUAGUAUUCUGAAAAUUCUGUUCUGUUUUGUUUCCAUAUGGGUGUUGGACCCAAUUAUUUUCCAAAAAGUGAAGAAAACCGCCCAAUUGGUUUUGGACAGUUCUCCGCAGAAUGAUAAAAAAUGUAACUCAUUUGAAAAUUAUAUAAAUUAUAAUAAUAAUAAUAAAAUAUCCUUAAAAAGGAUUGUGUUUCUUGAACAUAAUUUCAAAUGGAAAUAAUGGCAUAUUUCUUUUUCUGUGCAAUUCUUGAAAUGAAAUAAUUUUUUUUUAAAAAUGCUUUUAAUUGAUUUUAAUGGAAAAAUAUGGUAAAUAUUUCAAAUAUUCUAAAGAUAAAAAAAAUACUUUGAAAGAAAAAUCUACCACAUCAUCAUGACUUCCUCUGAUACAAACAACCUUAAAAAACACAAUAAUUUUAUGUUUCAAUAAAAAUAUAUAUGAAAAUAAUUUUGAAAAUUAAUUUAUAAUUUUCAUUUAUAUUUUAGCUAAGAAAAAUAAUUACACUAAAUUUUGUUUAAUUAUAAAAGAAAUAAAUCUUAAUUUAAGUAUUAUUAAUUAAAAUAAUCUCUAUAAUAAUUAUAAAUACAAUUUAAGAUUUAGUUUUUAGCGAAACAAACAAAUAAUUCUUUAAAGAAAAAAAAACAACCAUUACAUCUAAGAUAAACAGAAUUAUUAAUAAUUUUUAAGUGAGAUUACAUAAAAAAUAAUAUAUUUUUUAUUAUUAAGUUCUUACAAGGAAUAAAGAAACAAAUUACAAAACACACGUACACACAAUUAAAUAUUACUCACUGAUAAAUAAAACAAAGAAAAAAAUAAAAUAAAUUGUUGAAUUUCUAGAACUCAGCUCUAAAUAUUUUUUUAAUUAUUAUUAUUUAUUAUUUAAAAAAUAAAAUAAAAAAAUAUAUUUUUAAUUGUUUUUGUUAUAUAUUGAAAAUGAAAAAAAAAUACAAUAACUUUUAUAAAAAAUACAUAAAUAUUAUCCGCCGACACACUCACAUAAAUAUCAAUUUUUUAAUUUUUAUAAACAUUUUUAAUUUAUAUUAUUAAUAUUUUUAAAACAAAUUUUAACAAAAAUUUAAUUUCCUUGCAAAAAAUCAUGAUUUUUUUUUAAUUUUAUAAAAACAGUAAUAUUAUUGUAAAUUUUUUGUUUCUUUUCUAUAAUUUUAGACAUACUAUUUUUUAUAUAUAAAUACAAUAUGUUUAUAUUAAUACCGCCUGUGUUGUAAGCAGAUUAUAAAUAAAAUGUAAAUAUAUUUUUUUUAAACAUUUGUUGGUUUCACAUUUUUUAUUAUUAUAAGAAAAAACAAAAAUAUUACAAAUAAAAAACAAAAGCUUUUUGAUGACAGAUUUUAGUGAAGCAGGAAUAUUAACAAAAAUAUAUACACAUAUUUAUAUAUAUGAAAGAAAAGAAUAAACAACAAUAAAUAAGAUAUCACACCAACUGACAAAACAAAAGCAAAAUAAUUGUUUUCAAGUAGUGUAAUAACAAUAUAUCCAAAUACCACAACAAUAACAUCAAUACAUUAACAAAAAUAAAAGUUAACAUUCCUCACGUUACAACUAAGAAGACAUCAUAAAAACAAGUAAAGAAAACAAAACAAAAAGCUAUUACAAAAUAAAAGAAAACUCAAUAAUGUACACAUAUUUUGUUAACAUAAAAAAUAAAAACAAAAAAAAAAUACAAUUUAUGUAAAUUAAAUGUUUUUUGUUGUUGUCUUGUAGGUUUAUACCAUAGAUUUUUGUAAUUUAUAAAAAAUAUCUCUGUUUUGUCAUGAUAAUUUUUACUUACGGCAGAUGUAGCAAUUUCCAAAUCCAACCAAGUCUAACCAAUAACCAAGUCUAUUUUUCCAUGUCCUCAACUGAAGGAGAAGGGAAGAGAUAGUAGAUGAUGAGAGAGGGAAGAGAUAGUUGAUUUCCUCAGAUUCCGCAUCGCUGAAUGGGCAUUUUGAUACAUUGCACCUUGGUUCAUCCUCGCUCUUUUAUUGAAGAACAAUUCUAAUGGUCAGAAAAAAUACCUAAGGAGUAGAUGCUAAUCGAAGUAGUAACCUCAACGCGUCUUAGCUAGUUUUCCUCGUUUGCCUAUACUUUGUGAUGACGCCAUAGAAUUAAUCUAUGUGUAGGUACGAUUUCAGAUCUUGGAAAGUAAGGUUGUUUGAAAGUAAUGCAAAAGUUGGUGGUGGUGGAUUUAAUUAUUUACAGUCCCCGGAUCCUUUGAUUUCUGUUAGGAAUAAGGAUCAUAGCUUGACUUGGAGAUAUCUAAUCGCUUUUGAGGUAAUGAAUGUUGAGAUCCAUGUCACCUCUAUGCAUGCUAGACCAAUAUUCAGUGCCAUAUUCAGUUUUCUUGAAGGCAUUUGAAGGACCAAUUUAACAGGUUAGAUCGGCUCAAUAUUUUUGUAAAGAUCUAAAAAAUUUUCAUUAAAAAAAUUCAUACAUUUAAAAAUAGGUUCUUGAAAAUGUCAUGAUUUAUGCCAAGAAGUCCCUCAAAAGACAUUGAUAUAGAGUUUAGGGCCACCUCGCGAAAUGAUAUACAACUAUUAAGGCAGGUAUUGGGGUGGUCCCGAGUAUAACGAUAUAAUUUGAAAUAACAUAAAUGGAGAAGAACAUAUUUCCCGAGUUAUGGGCCUCUUAAAUGUGAAGUUCGAACGGCAACCUGUUGAAACUUUACUUUUAUGAAAGGGUAGUCGGUUUUGGAAUCUGUCCGCAAGUGAAAAUAUUAAAUCUCCGGCCGAAGGAGAUUUAAUUUUUAAAAUUAUGAGUCGUCUAGACGGUGUUGGACUUACCCAAGGCCCAGCUUAAGACCGGAUACUUCCAAAAUAAGCUGGAUACUUCCUCGUAGCUGGUGUUGAACAUAUUCAUAUUUAAAAAAAUAUAAAAUAUAGAAAUCUAAGUUGUUUAGCCGAUUUGAUAUACAUUUUGCCUUGUAUGGUCCUUACAAACACUGGAAAUAUUUAAGACACUAACAGAACUAUAGGGACUCGUUACUAAGAAAUUAUCGACUCUUCAACGAAAAAAAAAUUAUAAAAAAAAAAAUAAAAAAUCCACGAUUAUGGGUCCAGAAUUUUAAUAGAUUUCUUAUAGGUUCCGCGAUUAUUGGCCUGAAAUUUUAAAAAUAAUAUGAAAAAUCCAUCUUUUUAGAUUGGAAGUUUUAGGAAAAUAUUUAAAAAAAAUCCCACCCCUUGGUUCAAAAAUCAAAAGUUUUCAAAUACCUAUUUUGGAUCCCAAUUUUUUAGAAAUAAAUUUUAAAAAAAAUAUAUGAUUUUUAGCCGUUUUUUUAAUGAAAAAUGUUUUUUUUAAGAAUAUUUUUUUUUAAAUUUACGAUUUUUGGUCUGGAAAUUAAGGAAAUUAUUUUUUAGAAAUCCAGUUUUUUUUGGUCCGAUUUUAUAAAAUGAUAUUUUGGGAGAACCCGCAAGUUUCAGAGAAAUAUUUAUAGUUAGUUAUUUAUAUAAACUUGCGGACAUUUAAAAUCCGCAAGUUUUGUCCGAAUUUUAAAAAAAAACAAUUUUUAAAAAAAAUCUUUUCUGACCAAUAAUUUCUUUUUUUACUUCGAUAUAUAGCAAUUAUCGUCCUCUUUGAUUUGUAAGAAGAGUUUAUAUAAUGGUCUUCUCUAAGAUGUAUAGGAAAUUGGACAUCCUCUAUGUCAUUUUCCCUUUCCAACGGACAGAAGUAUGUUACGUGAACAUGGAACUCCAUAUUUUUAUGUCGAAUUAGACUUUCCGAGAAUAUGUUUGGAAAGUUUUCUUCAAGAGUACAUGUCUUCUAACUUCUAUAAUUUUCUUUUUAUUCGCCCAUUACACUCUUGUCUUUUGAACAUUACAAUAAACCGAUUGUCCUCGAGUGCUUUUGCUAUCCUCUUUAAAUACAAAAAUCUUAAUAUACUUUUUAUUUAUUUCCCAUAAUUAAAUAAUAUGGCCUUUUUGUUACAAAUGAUUGAAUCCAAUGGAAUAAUGAAAUAAUUUUAAAUUAAUCUAUAAAUAUUUAUAUAACACAAAAAAUACAACAAAUUAUAUUUUCAAAUUUUUGUUACCAUUUGUGUACACAUUUAUUUUUGUUACUAUUUUUUAAGAAAUAAUUUAAUGCAAAAAACCUCUAUACGGUAACUAUAAUAAAUCAUUAACAAAAACCCCAUAAAUUCUAGAAUGACACCAUAAAAAUGUACCUUAGUGUAAAUUUAAAUCAUAACAAAAAACAAACAACA
Musca domestica (house fly) is the source of this 20661-nucleotide messenger RNA. RefSeq lists its product as uncharacterized. Gene Ontology annotation, molecular function: protein binding. The record is from RefSeq and is a predicted model, not a curated record. Lineage: Eukaryota; Metazoa; Arthropoda; Insecta; Diptera; Muscidae. The transcript has 9 exons. Bases 797 to 13030 code for a protein of 4077 amino acids. Gene Ontology annotation, biological process: chromatin remodeling. Gene Ontology annotation, cellular component: CERF complex.